CGACCGCAAGAGCAGUGACCACGCCUGACCCGGACCGAUUCUAGAAGGAACCAAUCGCAAAAUGGCACCGCAAUACCAAUACAAAUGGCCAGCGAACAAGCUGGUUACUACUAUCGCCACCCUGGGCAUUGCCUUCCAGCUCUACUGCACCUACGCUACAACUCCCAUCCCGCUCCUUGAAGUCCCUUACCGUCUCGUCCAUGAAUAUCUCGGCCAAAAGUUCCUUGAUCACACCGUGCUCUUCCUCGUGAUCUCCCACUCCAUGGAGGUUUCCUAUGCGGCAUACAUCGCCCACAAUGCUAAUGUGCCGUGGAAUGUGACCAUCAAGUAUUUGCUCGGUGUCGCGGCGUGGGGAGGACUUCAGCUUGGCCAGUUGAAGUCGAUUGUCAAGAAGGGCAAAGCACAGUGAUGCAGUAAUAGAGCCAACA
This is a messenger RNA of Saitoella complicata NRRL Y-17804, 428 nucleotides long. RefSeq lists its product as uncharacterized. The record is from RefSeq and is a predicted model, not a curated record. The transcript has 3 exons. Lineage: Eukaryota; Fungi; Ascomycota; Saitoellomycetes; Saitoellales; Saitoellaceae. Bases 62 to 409 code for a protein of 115 amino acids.